This is a messenger RNA of Amphibalanus amphitrite, 615 nucleotides long. RefSeq lists its product as uncharacterized. The record is from RefSeq and is a predicted model, not a curated record. Lineage: Eukaryota; Metazoa; Arthropoda; Thecostraca; Balanomorpha; Balanidae. The coding region runs from base 79 to 459 and encodes 126 amino acids. The transcript has 3 exons.
UAUCAGUGUGUCCUUUGGCGCUUGAGCUAGUGCAGGUGGUUUUUUACUGGGGCAGGACUCUUCUCACAGAACGCUGCCAUGUCUCGACCAGUCAUCAAAAAGAGGGUUCUCGACUUCGUGCAGACUUUGCCUGGAGCACGCAUCUCUUCUCAAGCAAUGAGCCAGAUUGACGGCAGCGUGGACAAGAUUCUCGAGCUCUUCGAGGACACACAAGCUGGGGGAGAUGAGAAGGAGGAGCUGCUUCACGAGCUUGUCCGAUUUCUGCAGCAUGUCGCCAACGUGUCUGAUUUCUGUGUCUUGUCCGGUCAGGAGUCCAAACAAAUUAACCAGGGCUCGGUGCUCGCCGGUGCAAACAUUCUAAAGAAUCGCGUCACGGCCAAGUCAAGGACACUGCCGUCCGUUGGACAAAGUGCUGUCAAAGAGGGCAUCGACGCACUGUAUGCUGUUCUUGUCGACUGAUAUGGGUAUGGGAAAGCUUCAAAAGGCUUGGCUGUCAACCAUGCUACCUUCACCUAAGGAUGUCCGUGUUUUGUGCUUUACAGAGCGAUAGUACAAUGUCUGCCAACAGGUGUUAUAUUAUGAUUAAUAUACAAAUGUUUAUCAUGAACCUGAGCG